GUAUUGCAAUUGACCCCACCAAUAAAUGCAUACGGUACCUGUAGGUACAAUGAGCAUUAUUGCCUCGCGAGCCUUGCAAAAUAAACGCCGAUUUUUGCUUAAUUGAAGCUCAGAAUGGCCACGUCUGCAUCUCUCGUGACGCUGGGCGAAAAGACGCUGCCUCAUGCGGCCGACCCUAGCCUUUUCGCAUACUGCCCAUCGAUGGACUUGGUCGCUCUUGGUACCACAGAUCAACAAGUCCUUAUAUACCGACUGAAUGGACAGCGCGUGUAUGGGGCGGCGCAGAAGGCAGGAAAAUUGGUGGUAGAGAGCAUUAGGUGGAAACCAAAUGGUCUGUCCCCGACUUCAUGUUCUUGGGACCGGUCUAAUAGAUUGCAGGACAACUCCUUGCCGUUGCUUGGAGCGAUGGCACAGUGCGUCUGGUUGGCGCGGAGAGUAGCAAAAUCGUUCAUCAAUUUUCAACCGGCGAAGGUGUUUCUGGGAUCACGUGCAUGGGCUGGGGCUCGAAUCUGACCAGCAAGACGUCCAGUCUGAAAGAGUCUAGUUCAAGUUGGAGUGAUCUGUUGGAUUCCGAUACUCUUGUGUCAGAGACAAAAUCCGUGUUGGAUUUGCCGAGGGAUCUGUCUAUGAUUGACAUCGAAAGAAGUCUACCCAAAUUAAGUCUUUUAGCAGCAGGCGGCAGCUUGUAAGUUUAAAUUCCAAUUUUGCAUGAAGUGGGUUGCUAAUAUGGCUUCAGAGAAGAUGUUUUUUGUUCCCGGUCUUCUUUGGACUCUCUUUCCCGCCCCUUCGACCCAAAAGACAACGACGCAGUCGAUGUAAUGGUUGUUGGGACCAAAGAAGGACAUAUCCAUCUUACCAUAUACGACUCGUUUGUAAUUGGGUCCUUUUCUCUCCCUCCGAUUCGAUCAAGCUUCACAUCACACUUGGUCAUGCACUCAUCACAUCCAAGGUGCUCAUCCCACGCUCUUCUUGUGAAAGCUCCAGACUCGGACAGUCUAUCUUUUGCCGCACUAGACCUACGCUUUAUUUCUGCAACUAGCGAUUAUCUUUCACUCCUCGCAUCGAGGUCAACAGCACUUCAGAACCUGCUAAGAUACAUUCAUCAAGUCCAAAUAUUGAUCGUUAAUGAAUGGAAAUCUACGCAGGAUUUGCCGAGCAAGUUUCUUCGCAAUGUCAACGAAGAGCUUGCGGACAAGGGAAAGGGAAACAUUGUUCAAGCUCUUUACCAUUCGGUAGCAACAGGGCACACUUUUCCGAUCGUCAAAGAAUGGUUGGUAGAUGAAUUGUCAGAGAGGGUGGGUUUAGUGGCUCCAUUAAUGGCUUAUUGUCUAACUUUAAUAGGGUCAUAAACGCUGGGAAAAGGCAGUGGUCACUGGAUUGGAAAACACUCGCCGAUUAGUUCAUGAGAACAUGCUUCCUGCUCUGGAAAGAUGUUCCGUUAUACUAAGUCGAUUUUCCGGCAUUGCCAAAUUUCAGAGCUCCAAUGAUACACUGGGAUUCUCCAGUCACCAAAUCAGCCUAAUCGUGGAUACUGUGGCUUGCCUGCAUCUAGUGUCCGCUAAAAUUCUGCUCCAGGUUGUUGAUGAGCUUGAGCUUUUCGGAGCAUUCUCUUCUUGGUUAAGACAUGAGAUUGAUAAACUAGCCUCGGAUUCAUCAGUAGCUGCCAAAGACGAUGAGUUGGAAAAGGAAGCAUCAAUUGAGCACAGCAAAGUGCUAUUAUACCUUCAAAACUGCAUGACUUCGAGUCCUUUGGAGGUGUAUCUCGGAGACAAUACCUCUGACGAGUACAAGGAUGGUUGGCAACAAGUUGAAGAAAAUCUUCCCAUCUAUGAAAUCCUUGACAAGCAGCUCCGAAAGCAAGAAUCAAGGCUCCCGUAUCUGAAAGCAUUGCCGCGUGUGGAAUUACUCUGCAAUUACUUGAAUAAGCAGGCAAAGGUUGUGUUCAGCCAGAUUGCAAAUGCUGAGAAACGCAAUGUGAUAUUUGGGACGCCUCAGCAAGUUGGAGUUAUUGCAAAUGAGAAGUUGAUAGAUAUGCGGCUAAGUACAACUGUCAGUCAAAUGAUAUAUCACUGAUUGCAAAUAAACUGACAUCUUGAUAGGGUCCAGCGACCGCUCGAGCUUGCGUUGCAUUUGUCCCUAAAAACAUGCCAGCAUGUAGUAAGUGACUAUUCUUCUUUGUAUCUCUGGGAAUUUCAUUCUAAAAUACGACAGUACAAAUCACUCGAGUCCAUCUAUCAAUAGAUGGUGGUCUCAGCUCAGUCUCAGAAAUGGAUUCAUCAACACUCAAACUAGGUAGUGGCACGAUUACAGAUGUCAGGAUAUUUGGCGACACCCUAUUGAUCAUGUGGGAACUUGAUGGUAUGCCCUCCUCCCCCCACCAACACAAAUAAAUCUAACCAAACUCCCAGGCGCAACAACCCUCCUUACAAUCCCCCACGAUACCUCCACGGCUCCUCACGCAACGGAACCGGGAGACUUCCACAUACACUACUCCCAACACCUUGAAACCUCCACGGCCCCUACCCCCAUGGUUCUCACUAACGAAGAUAUCAAGGAGCGAUUCGGGAAGCGUCAGAUUCCUACCACUGGAUCUUUCGUCCCUGAACGGAUGGAGGUUAGGAGUGGAUCGUUGGAGAUGAGACGGAUUGCUGUGUUGGGCAAGGAUAGGAUUCAUUAUAAGGUUCUUGGACUGGAGAUGGAAGAGGAGGGAAAGGGUACAGGGAAGGGGAAGGAGAAGGGGAAGGGAAGUGAGGGGGACGUUGAGAUGGUUGCUGAGGUGUGA
Hymenoscyphus albidus is the source of this 2782-nucleotide messenger RNA. The record is from the annotation of a GenBank genome assembly. Lineage: Eukaryota; Fungi; Ascomycota; Leotiomycetes; Helotiales; Helotiaceae.